This is a messenger RNA of Melanaphis sacchari, 726 nucleotides long. RefSeq names its product zinc finger MYM-type protein 5-like. Bases 1 to 726 code for a protein of 241 amino acids. The transcript has 4 exons. NCBI's taxonomy places the organism in Eukaryota, Metazoa, Arthropoda, Insecta, Hemiptera, Aphididae. The record is from RefSeq and is a predicted model, not a curated record.
AUGCGAGGUGCAGAGUCGAUCGGCGUGAUGGUAGAAGAGACAGUGGAAACUGCUCCUCGGGAUGCAAGUAGCUGUGAUGGAACUAAAUAUUUAAACAUUUAUGUAGGAGGUAAGGAGAAAUUAAAUGAAUUUAAGGUACUUUGUGUUCCUGACAAAACAGAAAUAGAUGCAAGUAGCUUUGAGAAAACUGAACAUUCGAAAAUUGAUGUAGUUAUUGGAGAAGAAGAUAAAUCAAACGUAUCGAUUGUUCUAAAUACUUCCAAUGAUACAGAAGAUGUUGAGUCUCCUGAUAUCUAUGAAUCUGUUAAUAAUUUACAAUCAACUUCGUCAAUGUUUAAAAAUGAUCCAGUUUUAUUUAUGAAUAAAUCAAUCACACCUGGAUUGAAGUUAAUUCAAUUAGAAAUGGGCCCAUGCCACCAACCAGUUGCUACCAAUUUACCCAAUGGUAAAUUUCCUAAAGAUGAAUCAAAUCUACCACGUUUUUUUUCAACAUCAUAUUAUACAAAGUUGGUUAAUGGAAAUUCUGAACAUCGAUCGUGGAUUAUAUACUCGCCUGCAAUGAAUAUAAUUUAUUGCUGGACAUGCAAAUUGUUUAGUUCUAUUAGAAUUAGAGCUCAAAAAAACUCUUUUAUAACUACAGUUUGCAAUUCAUGGGGACAUUUAGGUGGUUUAUAUGGUCCAAUUAAUUUACAUGAAACUUGUAAAGAUCACUUAGAAGCUGAAUAA